Molecule: messenger RNA, 323 nt
Organism: Schistosoma curassoni
Lineage: Eukaryota; Metazoa; Platyhelminthes; Trematoda; Strigeidida; Schistosomatidae
Source: the annotation of a GenBank genome assembly
UAAAAUUCAAUCAUCUAAUAAUGUUCUCAUUAAAAUGGUGUAUUAUUUAUCUUAUCAAUGAUUAUCUAUUCAUGAAUUUAAUUAAAUGUCAAUUACAAUUCAAUGAUCAAUUAUAUUAUUAUAGAAUAGAUAAUUGUGAAUCAACAAUAGAAUUAGGUAAUUGGUGUGAAUGGUCAGAAUGGUCAAAAUGUGAUUUCAUUACAUGUACAAGACAACGUAUACGUGAAUGUAAUUGUCCUAAACCAUUAAGUUGGACAAAAUUAACAGAAUGUAAAACAUAUAAACCACAAAAUGAUUAUCGUAUAAAUAAUGUAAGUAAUUGA